AUGGCGGCUAUUACCGGUUCGAACGCUGUUUCUUUUACUAAGUUUGGAAUUGUUGGAAAAUUUGAAGGCGGCGUUGAUCGGAGAGCCAGUUCUGUUCAGCAAUGGUCUCCGAUUUCUGGCGGAGCUGGAUCGAAUCAGCUUCGAGGUUGCUUUGGCCUCCAGCUAAGAUCGAAGAGCUCUUUUACUUCUACAGGAAUAAAAGCUCAGGUUGCUACUGAAGAACAAGUAAGCACUAAGGAAGGCCAGCAGGUGGAAGCGCCUGUGGCUAUUGUGACAGGAGCCUCGAGAGGAAUUGGAAGAGCCAUCGCAUUGAGCUUGGGAAAGGCGGGUUGUAAGGUCCUGGUCAAUUAUGCUAGAUCGUCAAAGGAGGCUGAGGAAGUUUCCAAAGAGAUUGAGGGUUUUGGAGGGCAGGCUCUUACUUUUGGUGGAGAUAUGUCAAAGGAGGCUGAUGUGAAUUCAAUGAUUAAGACAGUGAUCGAUGCUUGGGGAACUGUUGAUAUUUUGAUCAACAAUGCAGGAAUUACUCGUGAUGGUUUGUUGAUGAGAAUGAAGACAUCUCAAUGGCAGGAGGUGAUUGAUCUGAAUCUUACUGGUGUUUAUCUCUGCACUCAGGCAGCAUCGAAAGUUAUGAUGAAAAAGAAGAAGGGAAGAAUAAUCAAUAUAGCUUCAGUAGUUGGCCUCGUUGGAAAUGCUGGACAAGCAAACUACAGUGCUGCCAAGGCAGGGGUGAUUGGUCUUACAAAGUCCGUUGCAAAGGAAUAUGCCAGCAGAAACAUCAACGUUAACGCUGUUGCUCCUGGGUUUAUUGCGUCUGACAUGACUGCCAAACUUGGGCCAGAGAUCGAGAAGAAAAUCCUGGAUACCAUCCCCUUGGCAAGAUAUGGCCAAGCUGAAGAAGUCGCUGGACUUGUUGAAUUCUUGGCACUUAACCCUGCUGCUAGUUACAUUACAGGACAGGUUUUCACCAUCGAUGGUGGGAUGGUUAUGUAGGUGGGGCGUGUAUGAAAUUGGCGCAACUAAGCUCGUAAGGGAAGAUAGUUCAGAGUUUGUAUAAUCAGUGGCCAUGGAACUGCGGAUUUUCUUACUAGACAUGACCAUAUGCUCUUUUACCAUGGUUUUCUGAUUCCCUUUUCGAGUUGCUAUUACAAUAUUGUAGUUGAAGUUUUCUCUGCGAAAUUCAAGUAUUUAAAAUACUUUUUGAGUGAAAAAACAUGUUCAACCACUUGAAAUAUUAUUUCGUAACAGUUUAUUUC
This is a messenger RNA of Cucurbita maxima (winter squash), 1253 nucleotides long. RefSeq names its product 3-oxoacyl-[acyl-carrier-protein] reductase 4-like. Gene Ontology annotation, molecular function: NAD binding; 3-oxoacyl-[acyl-carrier-protein] reductase (NADPH) activity. Gene Ontology annotation, biological process: fatty acid biosynthetic process. The record is from RefSeq and is a predicted model, not a curated record. The transcript has 11 exons. Bases 1 to 990 code for a protein of 329 amino acids. NCBI's taxonomy places the organism in Eukaryota, Viridiplantae, Streptophyta, Magnoliopsida, Cucurbitales, Cucurbitaceae.